This is a messenger RNA of Yarrowia lipolytica CLIB122, 399 nucleotides long. The record is from RefSeq and is a predicted model, not a curated record. Lineage: Eukaryota; Fungi; Ascomycota; Dipodascomycetes; Dipodascales.
AUGCUGCAAACCACAUCGCGAACGGGCCAGAGCUACUGCCACCUGGCCUACGGCGAAGCUGACAAGAAGUCUGUGACCUUGUUCAUCACUCGAUCUAACAAGCACGAGCCGAUUCCCUCCGGAACCGAAGAUGAACAGACAGGGGGCCCCGGCAAGGUGAGCAGUCUUGUCUACGCGGUCCCCAAAGGCCAGGAGGUGCUGCUGACCAAGCUGCUUCAGUCCGAAGACACAAUCGACACGGUGGACCGUCUGGCUCGACUCAUUGUCAAGAAGGGAGCUUACAAGUUUCCCAUCACCGUGGGCGUGUGUGAAGGGGGGGUUCCCGAGGCUGAGAUCCCCCAGAUUGUCAACUGGGUUGCUGGCGAGGUGGCAAAGGGAGCUGUGGGUCAGGAGGAAUGA